AUGACAUCUGGUCCAACAAGCCAAACAACAACUAUUGCCACAACAACUUUUGAAGAAAAUACAUCUACACCUUCUGAAACGUCAACAUCUGUAAGCUCAUCUGUGCCAAUGAAACAAACCUCAAUACCAGUCGUUACUUCAACCCAACCAACAACGCUAACAACCACAACUACGGUGCCAAUUACAACAGUUGUAUCUACAACAACUCCAGCUGAGUCAUCCACUGCACCUGAGAUUAGCACUGAGGGAGUUUCUUCAACAACAGAGCCCAUAACAGCCGAAACAACUCUUUCAACCACCACACCAGCCAUCCCAUCCACUACUGUCAUUGUCGAGGAGGGAAGCACUACUGUCCGAUUAUCUACAGGAUCAUCAGCACCAAUAAGAGUUGCCACAACUACUGCAUCAUCUACAAAUACUCAAACAACUGGAGAACCAACCACAACUGAGACUGUAACUGAAAAUGAAAUAACCACAUCUCAGACACCUUUGUCCACCACUACCAAGCCGCCAAAGGAGAUGACAUCUGGUCCAACAAGCCAAACAACAACUAUUGCCACAACAACUUUUGAAGAAAAUACAUCUACACCUUCUGAAACGUCAACAUCUGUAAGCUCAUCUGUGCCAAUGAAACAAACCUCAAUACCAGUCGUUACUUCAACCCAACCAACAACGCUAACAACCACAACUACGGUGCCAAUUACAACAGUUGUAUCUACAACAACUCCAGCUGAGUCAUCCACUGUACCUGAGAUUAGCACUGAGGGAGUUUCUUCAACAACAGAGCCCCUCACAGCAGAAACAACUCUUUCAACCACCACACCAGUCAUCCUAUCCACUACUGUCAUUGUCGAGGAGGGAAGCACUACUGUCCGAUCAUCUACAGGAUCAUCAGCACCAAUAAGAGUUGCCACAACUACUGUAUCAUCUACAAAUACUCAAACAACUGGAGAACCAACCACAACUGAGACUGUAACUGAAAAUGAAAUAACCACAUCUCAGACACCUUUGUCCACCACUACCAAGCCACCAAAGGAGAUGACGUCUGGUCCAACAAGCCAAACAACAACUAUUGCCACAACAACUUUUGAAGAAAAUACAUCUACACCUUCUGAAACGUCAACAUCUGUCAGCUCAUCUGUGCCAAUGAAACAAACCUCAAUACCAGUCGUUACUUCAACACAACCAACAACGCUAACAAUCACAACUAUGGUGCCAAUUACAACAGUUGUAUCUACAACAACUCCAGCUGAGUCAUCCACUGCACCUGAGAUUAGCACUGAGGGAGUUUCUUCAACAACAGAGCCCAUAACAGCCGAAACAACUCUUUCAACCACCACACCAGCCAUCCCAUCCACUACUGUCAUUGUCGAGGAGGGAAGCACUACUGUCCGAUUAUCUACAGGAUCAUCAGCACCAAUAAGAGUUGCCACAACUUCUGCAUCAUCUACAAAUACUCAAACAACUGGAGAACCAACCACAACUGAGACUGUAACUGAAAAAGAAAUAACCACAUCUCAGACACCUUUGUCCACCACUACCAAGCCGCCAAAGGAGAUGACGUCUGGUCCAACAAGCCAAACAACAACUAUUGCCACAACAACUUUUGAAGAAAAUACAUCUACACCUUCUGAAACGUCAACAUCUGUAAGCUCAUCUGUGCCAAUGAAACAAACCUCAAUACCAGUCGUUACUUCAACCCAACCAACAAUGGUAACAUCCACAACUAGGUUGCCAAUUACAACAGUUGUAUCUACAACAACUCCAGCUGAGUCAUCCACUGCACCUGAGAUUAGCACUGAGGGAGUUUCUUCAACAACAGAGCCCCUCACAGCCGAAACAACUCUUUCAACCACCACACCAGUCAUCCCAUCCACUACUGUCAUUGUCGAGGAGGGAAGCACUACUGUCCGAUCAUCUACGGGAUCGUCAGCACCAAUAAGAGUUGCCACAACUACUGCAUCAUCUACAAAUACUCAAACAACUGGAGAACCAACCACAACUGAGACUGUAACUGAAAAUGAAAUAACCACAUCUCAGACACCUUUGUCCACCACUACCAAGCUGCCAAAGGAGAUGACGUCUGGUCCAACAAGUCAAACAACAACAACUAUUGCCACAACAACUUUUGAAGAAAAUACAUCUACACCUUCUGAAACGUCAACAUCUGUAAGCUCAUCUGUGCCAAUGAAACAAACCUCAAUACCAGUCGUUACUUCAACACAACCAACAACGCUAACAAGCACAACUACGGUGCCAAUUACAACAGUUGUAUCUACAACAACUCCAGCUGAGUCAUCCACUGCACCUGAGAUUAGCACUGAGGGAGUUUCUUCAACAACAGAGCCCCUCACAGCCGAAACAACUCUUUCAACCACCACACCAGUCAUCCCAUCCACUACUGUCAUUGUCGAGGAGGUAAGCACUACUGUCCGAUCAUCUACAGGAUCAUCAGCACCAAUAAGAGUUGCCACAACUACUGCAUCAUCAGCACCAAUAAGAGUUGCCACAACUACUGCAUCAUCUACAAAUACUCAAACUACUGGAGAACCAACCACAACUGAGACUGUAACUGAAAAUGAAAUAACCACAUCUCAAACACCUUUGUCCACCACUACCAAGCCGCCAAAGGAGAUGACGCCUGGUCCAACAAGUCAAACAACAACAACAACUAGUGCCACAACAACUUUUGUAGAAAAUACAUCUACACCUUCUGAAACGUCAACAUCUGUAAGCUCAUCUGUGCCAGUGAAACAAACCUCAAUACCUGUCGUUACUUCAACCCAACCAACAACACAAACUACCACAACUACGGUGCCAAUUACAAUAGUUGUACCUACAACAACUCCAGCUGAGUCAUCCACUGCACCUGAGAUUAGCACUGAGGGAGUUUCUUCAACAACAGAGCCCCUCACAGCCGAAACAACUCUUUCAACCACCACACCAGUCAUCCCAUCCACUACUGUCAUUGUCAAGGAGGGAAGCACUACUGUCCGAUCAUCUACAGGAUCAUCAGCACCAAUAAGAGUUGCCACAACUACUGCAUCCAUUACAACUGCAAUCCCAUCUACUUCUAUCCUUGUCAAGGAUCAAAGUACUACUCCACUUCACAACAAUACUUCAGCUUUUGAGACAACCACAACAUUGUACAGAUCAUCCAUUUCACCAAUUACAGAAAAUCUUUCAACUAUCACUAGUACCACUUCUAUUGUUUUCCACUCAUCCACAUCUAUGGAGACCUCAAUCGCACCUAUUACUCAAACCUUGCCAUCUUUCACUGGCGUCCUUCCAGUGACUACAGUAUCUCCUGUAUUCUCCUCCACUUCUAGUAUUUGCUGCUUAGUGAAUGCCACAAAUUUUCAACCAGGUAGAAAGUCCUAUACUUCUUGA
Molecule: messenger RNA, 3390 nt
Organism: Xyrauchen texanus (razorback sucker)
Lineage: Eukaryota; Metazoa; Chordata; Actinopteri; Cypriniformes; Catostomidae
Exons: 2
Coding region: 1-3390 (1129 amino acids)
Source: RefSeq, a predicted model, not a curated record